This is a messenger RNA of Frieseomelitta varia, 1611 nucleotides long. Its product is annotated as RCC1-like G exchanging factor-like protein. The coding region runs from base 194 to 1522 and encodes 442 amino acids. The record is from RefSeq and is a predicted model, not a curated record. Lineage: Eukaryota; Metazoa; Arthropoda; Insecta; Hymenoptera; Apidae. The transcript has 8 exons.
AACUCUGGGGGAGGGGGAAGGCAGUUGAAGAUUAACGAGAAAAAUCAAACUUUGGCUUCCUCGUUCGAACGAUCGAAAUUAAGCGAGCUUUGUGAUUUACUAGAUUGAUCGAAGGUCGACCGACGAGGUUCAAUCGACAAAUGAAAUUGCUCGAAGCGCAUGAAGUUUUUUAAAUGAAAGAACCGCGACAAGCAUGCUAAACACGAUAAAAACGAGCUUGAGAAGGAGCGUGCAACAACCGAGUAGAAUUGUACAGCUUAACAAAAUUGAGAAUAAAACAGUCUCGAAACCUUUGCCAGUUUUUCGAUACUCAAUAAGUGACGAAAGAGAUCACAGAGUGUACGUCUGGGGUUUGGCGGAUCAUGGUGCUCUCGGUACAUUAAAAACAACAAAGUUCGACAAGAGCAUCUCUUACAUUCCAAAGCCAAAAAGAUUGGUUUUUGGAGAGAAACACGACGUAACGAAUAUAACAUGUGGCUAUGGUUUCACUGCUUUUGCUGUGAGAUCCAAGGAUAAGAAUAUUUUGUACGGGAGCGGGAUAAACACAGAUUCUCAGCUUGGUUUCAACGAAAUGGACAGAAAGUUUCCCAAUGGCUUAAUAACCGAACCUAGACUCAUUAAUCUUCCAGUCAAAGAUUCUUCCACUAAAGUCUUAGACAUGGCAGCUGGAAGAGCGCAUUUGUUGGUAUUGACGGAUGAAGGUUUGUUUACACUAGGAAACAAUGCGUACGGACAAUGCGGUCGUCCUAUAAUUCCGGAGGAGAAUUAUGAAAAGAGCAGGAUUAUUCAUCAUAUACCUAACAUAAAAGAGAAAAAGGUCAAAGCCGUAACGGCUGGCCAAGAUCACAGCGUACUGUUGACAGAAUGUGGUGAAGUGUAUACCUUUGGUUGGGGCGCGGAUGGACAAACUGGAUUGGCACAUUACCGAAAUGAAUACAGGCCAAGUUUGGUGAAAGGAGACUUGGCUGGGCAGCAUAUUAUAAAAAUUGCGUGUGUCGCAGACUGUGUACUAGCACUCAGCGACAAAGGAAUCGUAUUUGGUUGGGGCAAUUCUGAAUAUGCGCAGUUAUUUAUAGAGGGUGAGAAUCAACAGGUAAACAUAGCCACGGAAUUAAGCGCAUUGAAACAGUUAGGUCAUAUUGUAGAUAUUGCCAGUGGUGGCUGCUUUUGUAUGGUAUUAAACAAUGUAGGUGAUGUUUAUGUGUGGGGUUAUGGUAUUCUUGGUCUUGGUCCUGAAGUUAAGAAAGUUUCACAACCAACGAAAAUUCCAUCUGUACUUUUUGGAAAUAAUGCAUACCAGAAAAAUACAAAAGUGGUAAAGAUAUUUUGCGGUAUGAGUCACCUUGCAGCUUUGACUAAUAUGGGUGACUUGUACAUGUGGGGUUGUAACAAAUUCGGAUCUUUAGGAUUAGGGGAUUUGAAGGACCAAUAUUUUCCAUUAAAGGUCACUGUAGGGGCACAAGUAAAAAAGGUAGCCUGCGGAAUAGAUCAUACAGUUGCUCUUUGUAAACCUUUUAUUUGAAGCAUAGUUUCACAUUACAAGAGGUAUAUAUUACUUAUUAUUAUAAAACUUGUGUAUAAAUUGUUAUUACAAUUUGUUGUAUAAAAAUA